Molecule: messenger RNA, 1411 nt
Organism: Gossypium arboreum
Lineage: Eukaryota; Viridiplantae; Streptophyta; Magnoliopsida; Malvales; Malvaceae
Product: protein LIGHT-DEPENDENT SHORT HYPOCOTYLS 4
Exons: 1
Coding region: 439-1062 (207 amino acids)
Biological process (GO): response to light stimulus; mRNA transcription
Cellular component (GO): nucleus
Source: RefSeq, a predicted model, not a curated record
AGCUACCACAUUAAGACAUGAUCAUAUGAUGUUUUCUAGGAUUGAUCAAACAAAAAAUGUUCAAACAAACCUCAAAGAAAACAAUGGAAUACUCACUAGACCUAGCUGCUUUGCUUUACCCUUAGGUUAUAUAUAUAUCAAAUUAUCAAUCGACUUCUUCUUCUUUAAACCCCUUUACUGCCCUUUUUCUCCUCUUUAUCCUAUGGCGGUUCGCUUUUUUUUUUUUUUUUGAGUAUUCGUAGGUGAAAAACCUACCUGUUUUCUUCAAACACUUUUUGGGCUGUUUAUUUUUCUUACAAUAUCAUGGUGUUUUUCAGACAAGUUUGAGAUUUCACAAACUACUGUUCAUCUUCAUGUUUCUCCUUUGGUUUCUCUUGAUCUGUUUCUGAUCAUUUAAGGAAUCAUCAUCUCAUUUGCAUUUUUUGUCUUUUUCUCGAUAUGGAUUCUCUUCAGGGUUUCGAAACCACUGGAAACCCUUCCGUUGCUUUAACACCGAUUUUCCCUCUUUCGAUGACCACCGUGAGCGCAGCGUCCGCCGCCACGACCACUACCAACGGAAACCCUUUAUCAGUCUCCUCCCUUUCUUCCUCUUCCAGCUCCUCCACUUCCCCGACCACAACUCUCAGCCGUUACGAGAACCAAAAGCGCCGUGACUGGAACACCUUCGGUCAAUACCUCUGUAACCACCGCCCUCCUCUCUCCCUUUCCCGUUGCAGCGGCGCCCACGUCCUUGAAUUCCUCCGGUACCUAGACCAGUUCGGGAAAACCAAAGUCCAUAACCCACUUUGCCCUUUCUUUGGCCACCCUAACCCUCCAGCCCCAUGCCCUUGUCCUCUCCGUCAAGCUUGGGGAAGCCUCGAUGCUCUCAUCGGUCGCCUCCGUGCCGCCUUCGAGGAACACGGCGGCAAGCCUGAAGCUAACCCCUUUGGUGCUCGUGCUGUUAGGCUUUACCUACGUGAAGUCCGUGAUUCACAAGCUAAAGCUAGAGGCAUAAGCUACGAGAAGAAGAAAAGGAAACGUCCCCCUCAUAAUCCUGCAUCUCUUCCACCACCAAAUCAGUAAGCAAAAAAAACCAUAUAUAUAUGUUCAAGUAUCAAGAAGAGCUGCAUGGGAACAAAAAUGGUUUUUUUUUCCUCAUAUGUUUGUUUAAUUUAUGUUAUAUAAACCAUAAUGUCUUAAAAAAGCUUAUUUCCUUUUGUUAUUUUUGUCAGGUAUUUCUCUCUUUUUUUCCAUUAAUGGAUAAUUACCCUAUAUCCCUAUAUAUCCAUAUAUCAUUUUAGAUCAGUAGAAGAAAACCACUGUCUACUAUUUGUAGUAAUUUAGAUCUAUGUGAUUUAUAACAUCCAAUUUGUCUUUGAUUGUACUUUCCAUAAACCAUUUGUGACAAAUUAAGUUUCAAUUUGCAGAUCAA